Strongylus vulgaris is the source of this 321-nucleotide messenger RNA. The record is from the annotation of a GenBank genome assembly. NCBI's taxonomy places the organism in Eukaryota, Metazoa, Nematoda, Chromadorea, Rhabditida, Strongylidae.
AUGGAGAGGAAGUCCAAAUCGCGUCCAAGAGCUAAUCCGGAAAAAUGUCCACCUUCAAAGUCCGUUGUUGUAAAAAGUACCGACAUGAGUGAGGAAAUGCAACAGGAAGCGAUUGCUGCUGCUCAAACGGGGAUUCAACAAUACCAGCUGGAAAAGGACAUCGCUUCUUACAUCAAAUUGGAAUUCGACAAGCGGUACAGCCCUUCUUGGCACUGCGUAGUUGGGCGAAACUUCGGAUCCUAUGUAACCCAUGAAACAAAUCGUUUUAUUUACUUUUAUGUUCAACACGUCGCAGUAAUGCUCUUUAAGACUGGCUUUUGA